This is a messenger RNA of Lactuca saligna, 675 nucleotides long. The record is from the annotation of a GenBank genome assembly. NCBI's taxonomy places the organism in Eukaryota, Viridiplantae, Streptophyta, Magnoliopsida, Asterales, Asteraceae.
AUGGCUGUCGAUGGUGCUAGGAAAUCGGGAACUGUGAAGUGGUUUAGUGAUACCAAGGGUUUUGGUUUUAUUACUCCUGAAGAUGGCGGCGAAGAUCUGUUUGUUCAUCAGUCUUCGAUCAGGGCCGAUGGUUUUAGGAGUCUAGGUGAUGGUGAGACGGUGGAGUAUGUGGUGGAGAACGGAUCUGAUGGGAGGGCGAAGGCUGCCGAUGUUACUGGACCCGAGGAGGGGCCUGUGCAGGGAAGUAGCCGUGGAGGCGGCGGUGGCGGGGGCGGACGUGGAGGCGGCGGUGAUCGUUACGGUGGAGGAGGCGGUGAUCGUUACGGUGGAGGAGGCGGUGAUCGAUACGGUGGAGGAGGCGGUGAUCGGUAUGGUGGUGGCGGGUAUGGCGGUCGUGGAGGACGUGGUGGUGGUGGAUACGGAGGUGGAGGCGGCGGGAACGCAUGCUUUAAGUGCGGCGAGGCUGGACAUAUGGCUAGGGAUUGUGAUCAGAACGGUGGAGGCGGAGGUGGUGGUGGCUACGGAGGUGGACGUGGAGGUUAUGGCGGUGGACGUGGAGGCGGAGGAGGAGGUUACGGUGGCGGAGGCCGUGGAGGCGGAGGUGGUGGCGGUUGUUACAACUGUGGAGAAGAUGGGCACUUCGCUCGUGAAUGUCCUACUGCUAGUAACCGUUGA